Messenger RNA from Triplophysa rosa, 2286 nucleotides. RefSeq names its product cytolytic toxin-alpha-like. NCBI's taxonomy places the organism in Eukaryota, Metazoa, Chordata, Actinopteri, Cypriniformes, Nemacheilidae. The transcript is spliced from 4 exons. The record is from RefSeq and is a predicted model, not a curated record. Bases 1 to 2286 code for a protein of 761 amino acids. Gene Ontology annotation, molecular function: protein binding.
AUGGUCUCUAAACUCAGGAAACUUGGUCUAAACACCUCCCUCUGCAACUGGGUUCUGGAAUUUCUCGCAGGCAGACCCCAGGUUGUGAGAAUGGGCCAGACCAUCUCGAACACCAACACCCUGAGUACAGGUGCACCACAGGGAUGUGUCCUCUGCUUUACUCUCCGUGUGUCCUCUCAUAGCUCCACUUCUAUCAUCAAGUUUGCAGAUGAUACAGUCGUAUUGGGCCUCAUCUCUAACGAUGAGGUACCCUACCUCGACGAGGUGGAGAAACGGGAUGUCAGUUUUUUCAGUUCUCUGAAGGCCAGCUUCAUGGGUGGACUGGUGGAGGUGGGGGGAUCUGCCAAGUAUCUGCAUGACACUAAAUCCACAAACCAACAGUCCAGAGUAACAAUGUAUUACAGUGAAACCACAAGAUUUGAACAGCUCACUAUGACCCACCUUAGCAAAUUCACCAACCCUCAGGUGUUUGACCAAAAAACUGCAACUCAUGUGGUCACAGCUGUACUGUACGGAGCUCAAGCCUUCCUGGUGUUUGACCGGACACUUUCAGAAGACGAAAACAAGCAAAAGAUUGAGGGACAACUGAAUGUCAUGGUCAAGAAUAUCCCUACAUUUUCUAUUCAAGGAGAAGGAGCUGUAAAAAUGAACGAUGAUGAGAAGAAGAUAGCCGAGAAUAUCAGCUGCACGUUUCAUGGUGACUUUCAUCUUGAGCAGAACCCCACCACAUACAUGGAAGCCCUGCAGGUGUACAAGCAGCUCCCCAAUCUGCUGAAGGACAAUCCACAGAAUGUGAUUCCAGUAAAAGUCUGGCUGUAUCCUCUUCAUCUGUUAGACACGCAGGCAGCUCGGCUGGUGAGAGAUGUCAGCACAAGCCUGGUGUCAAAAACUGAAGCUGUAAUGGAGGUUCUGGAGGAGCUAGAGAGGAGAUGCAAUGACCUGUUCACUAGUACAAUGGUUAAUGUUUUCAGUGACAUUAAAGAGAGGCUGAGCUCAUUUCAGAGUUCAUUCAGCACUUACAAGCUGGUUUUUCAGAAAGCACUGUGCAAAGUCUUGCCAGCUAUUCGAGGAGGAGGAGAGGAUGAGCAGUCACUAGUAAACAUCUUGGAGAUUCACAAAAACUCCGCUUUUAAUGCCAGCAUGCAAUGGUUAGAUGACGUAAAGUUUGAACUUGACCUCUUGAGUUCCUACACCAAAUCUCUGAAGGUGAUCAAAGCUGUAGACGCAGAAGGUCUGAGCACCAUUCUCCUUAAUCCUGAUAUUGAUUUUGUGGUGUGCUUGACCUUUACAUCACUGAGGUAUGAAGACCAAUAUCUUUCAAGCCUAAAAGAGUUCCUGGAAUCUGACAAGUUUAAGAAGCUUGAAGGAAACCAAACUUUUCAUUCUGUGGAAUCUGACUCAAAGUGGUUCAACAAUGCAGAUGUCAUCACAAGUAUGAGAGAGACCUUAUCUCUCUACAAAAUCUUCUCUGAGGCCAAUAAAGAGGAUAAGAAAAUGUGCUUUAUCAUUUCUGCCAUCUCCGAUUCCUCUAGUCCAGGCUCCUCCAUCUAUCUGUAUGAACAAGGCAAACUGACAGACAAACGGUUUCAGCCUGUGUCCAAGCCACCCGCACCCACAGUGAAGAGCAUCCAGGGAAACACUGUGUCCCUGAAACUGCAGAAGUCUCAAACUGGAGAAACAGCACAGUACAGCGUGGAAUACAGACCAGAAGAGAAAGAAAAGUGGCUUAUCACAAACACAGCUGAUGAAGAUUUUACUCUGACUGGACUGGAGUCUGAUAAGCAGUAUUUGAUGCAUUACAAGAUAGUGGGUAGAGUGGGAGUGAGUGAAGCCAGUGAUACUGUCACUCUUUAUUUAAGUAAAUCUCUACCUGUGAUUGUGGGAGGGACAGGAGGUGGUGCAUUCUGCUUUAUGAGUAAUUCAGAGAACACCAUCCAGAAGAUUCGCAUUACUUAUAACAAGGUCUCCUUUAACACAAUCCAGGUAACUUUUAACAAUGGCAACGUGAUUAACGUUGGUGGAGUACCAGAAAAUGACCAUGCAGAAUGUGUCUUUGACAAAGAUGAGAAAAUUCUCGCUGCAAGGCUGUGGCCAAAUGUUAGAAAUGACAGGGUUGCAGGUUUGCAAUUUGAGAUUGCAAAAAGCAAUGGUGAAAGAAGAACAUUCUCAGUCAAGUGUCUACUGCUUGGUCAGCCUGUGAGUCUUGAUGUGAAGUCAGGAAGAUGUUAUGGCAUUAUAGGGAGAAGUGGAUCGCAAAUUGACGCUCUGGGAUUUUACUUUAUUUAA